This is a messenger RNA of Sitophilus oryzae (rice weevil), 2146 nucleotides long. RefSeq names its product sphingomyelin phosphodiesterase-like. Bases 231 to 2114 code for a protein of 627 amino acids. Gene Ontology annotation, biological process: ceramide biosynthetic process; sphingomyelin catabolic process. The transcript is spliced from 14 exons. Gene Ontology annotation, cellular component: lysosome. Lineage: Eukaryota; Metazoa; Arthropoda; Insecta; Coleoptera; Curculionidae. The record is from RefSeq and is a predicted model, not a curated record. Gene Ontology annotation, molecular function: acid sphingomyelin phosphodiesterase activity.
ACCGACAAACAGUGCAAAAUUGUUUACCUCAGAACCAUUCUGUUGCAUUUUGCGUUGUGGUGCGGUCGUGGACAACCUUGAGUUACUACUACAAGAGAAAAAAAAAUCGAAUUAAUAGUCGGUAGCAUCUCUGAAAAUUCGCAAAACAAGGAAUCACAAAAUUUAAAAUGAGCGAUUUCUAAAAAAAUUCUGCGUAUUUUUUUUAGUUUAUAGUGUCGCAAAACCGAGUGAUGGAUAUUAUUUUUGUUUUGAUUGCUUUUUGUGUUUUUAAAAAUGCCGAACAAGCUCCUUUGCAAGAAACACCUCCCUUUGAAUUCGAUGAUGGUUGGAACUAUAAAUUACCACCACAUACAUCGCCUUUACUGAAGGGGUCUGAAAAACAUUUUUUGAAACCCCAUUAUACGUAUGGAAAGGACCUUAAGGUUGAAGGCCUCAACGACAAUGAUGAUCGUAAUUCUAAGGCUACUGAAUUCAGAAAAAUCAUAGCAUUUGGAUCGGAUAGUAGGGACAUUAUUGGCUUGAAUGUCACUUGUCCUGUAUGUGAAACAGCUGCUCAAUUUUUGAAGAACCAACUGACGGCUGGCGUACCAUUCGACAUGAUCAAGCAGUACUUUGUCUUGAUUUGUGCCGGAUUCACCGACAUGGAGGUUUGUUCCGGGCUGUUCGACUCCUAUGGACCGGAAUUGUUGCCAGUACUGGCGAUUAUCUCAGAUGCAAGGGAUGCUUGUAAGCUUUUACUAGGAGAAAGUUGUGAAAACUCUGAAACUCCCAAUCACGAAUGGACUGUAGAACUUCCAGAUAAUAAACCAGAAAUCAAAGAGCCUCAAUUACCAAAGGCUGGAAAGCCAGUGUUCAAAGUUUUACAAUUAUCGGACACUCAUUACGAUCCAGAUUAUGUUGUUGGAUCCGUGGUGAAUUGCCAAGAACCACUCUGCUGUCGGUCACACAGUACCCCUAAGGAGGACGAAGAAAGAAUUUCUGCAGGGAGAUGGGGUUCAUAUCAAAAAUGCGAUGCUCCCAGAAGCCUUUUGGAGAAUAUGCUUAACCACAUAGCCUUAGAACAUCCGGAUGUGGACUAUAUUAUUUGGACUGGCGAUCUACCACCGCACGAUGUUUGGAAACAAACCAAACAGUCCAAUCUGGACGUCAUAAAAGACAGCGUGGAGAUGAUUUUUAAAAUGUUUCCGGACAAACCUGUCUUCCCUGCAAUUGGUAAUCACGAAUCAGCUCCAGCUGGCAAUUUUCCACCACCUUGGAUGCAAGACGAGUCCCAUUCUAUAUCCUGGUUGUAUGAAGAACUGGCCAAUCACUGGCUAAAAUGGCUGCCAUCCAGUACUGGAAAUACCCUGCAACACGGGGCAUUUUAUUCAGUUCUUUUAAGACCAGGUUUUAGACUGAUUUCUCUGAACACAAACUAUUGUUAUUCACUUAGUUGGUGGUUAUUUGUCAAUGGUACUGAUCCAGCCAGUGAACUAAAAUGGUUGGUAAACGAACUUCAACUAGCCGAAAAUAACAAUGAGAAAGUGCACAUCAUAGGGCAUGUUGCACCUGGAAGUGAAGAUUGUUUGAAGGCUUGGUCCAGAAACUUCCACGAUAUCGUUAAUCGGUACGAGAGUACUAUCACCGGACUGUUCUAUGGUCACAGUCAUGCAGACGAGUUCGAAGUGUUUUACGACAAAAAAAAUCGCAGUAGGCCUACUGCAGUGGCGUAUUUGGGCCCCUCUGUAACAAGUUUCACUAACUACAAUCCAGCUUAUCGAAUCUAUUACGUUGAUGGCGAUCAUAACGAAACAACCAGGGAAAUUUUGGAUCACGAAACAUGGACUAUGGAUUUGGCCGAUGCUAAUGAAAACGAAAAUCCUCCGAAUUGGUUCAGAUUGUACUCUGCCAAAGAGGCCUACGAGAUGCCCAAUCUACGACCUAAAUAUUGGGACAAACUGAUCAAAGAUAUGGAACAGAAUUCGAAUCUGUUUCAGCAGUUCUACAGGAAUUAUUAUAGGCAGUCGCCAACAACGCCAUGGUGUGAUGCUGAAUGCAAACACAAGAUAAUUUGUGAUUUAAAAUGUGCCAAGUCUCAAAGUAGACAUGAACUUUGUGAACAAAUCAGCCGAUAACAAUAGUUAAUAAAUUUAGUUUUAAAAAAUAA